This is a messenger RNA of Coregonus clupeaformis (lake whitefish), 1881 nucleotides long. RefSeq names its product angiopoietin-related protein 4-like. Bases 62 to 1426 code for a protein of 454 amino acids. The transcript has 7 exons. The record is from RefSeq and is a predicted model, not a curated record. Gene Ontology annotation, molecular function: enzyme inhibitor activity. Gene Ontology annotation, biological process: triglyceride homeostasis. NCBI's taxonomy places the organism in Eukaryota, Metazoa, Chordata, Actinopteri, Salmoniformes, Salmonidae.
CAGCUGAGCUGAACCAAGAUUAGUAUUGGUGCUUAGACCAAAGACACUAGUCAAAACAAAGAUGAAGCCAACACUGGCAUUCCUACUGCUGUUAGCGUCCGUCUUGGUCCAUAUGGGGUCCAGUUUCUCAUUUGGGAGAGAAGGGGCUCAGUACGCCUCCUGGGAUGACAUGAACGUGGUGGCCCACGGGCUUCUCCAGCUGGGCCAGGGCCUCAAAGAACACGUGGAGAAAACCAAGCGCCAGAUGAGAGACAUCUCCACCAAGCUGAAAGCCUUCAAUGGCACAGUGGCUGACUUGAGCAGGCAGAACAAGAGCCUGCAGGAGGGUGAGGAGGCAUUGAAGACCAGAGCCCAGGAGAUGGUGGAGAGAGAGAGCCAGGUGGUGAACAUGUCUGCUGAGGUACAUGCGAGUGCAGAGGAGCUGAGGGCAGAGCGCCAGAGAAUGGACAGGCUAGAAGAGAGGGUGGAUGGAAUGCAGCAAGGACGGGGGCUGAAGCUGAACAACAGCAGUAACAACCGCAGUGAUGAUGCCAACUUCAUCCAGCGGUUACUGGAGGCACAGAAUAAAUGGAUAGAUGACCUGGUGGACAGAAUAAGGCAACAGCAGGACGAACUGGAGAAACAGAACAUGCACCUACAGGCACUCCAGGGCAAGGUUAAACAGAGGAGAGUGAAGUCCGUUGUCAGGCGGAAACAUCAGGAAAUAGCACUGAAGGAUUACACUGAAGAAGUCGCUUCUCUAACUGAGUUGGCCACGGACUGCCAUGAGUUGUUCCUGAAAGGGGAGAGAAAUAAUGGAGUGUACGCCAUCCAGCCUCGCAACUCUCAGCCCUUUGACGUCUUCUGUGAAAUGACUGCUGAAGGUGGAUGGACGGUCAUCCAGAGACGGCAAGAUGGAUCCCAGAAUUUCAAUCAAUUAUGGGAGGCCUAUCAAAAAGGCUUUGGCAGCCUGAAAGGUGAGUUUUGGCUGGGACUGGACAACAUCCACACUCUGACCAAACAGGAAGAGCUCACACUGCUGGUGGAGCUGUCUGAUUGGAGGGGAGAGGCUCAGUCUGUGCAGUACACAUUCCGAUUGGGUGGAGAAGAGAGUAACUACGCCCUCUACCUCCCCAAGACUAUAUGCGAUAGCCUGGAAAAUGGCUUAACCACCGGGCCCUCCGGACUGUCCUUCUCCACUAUCGACAGAGACAACGAUCUGAAUGCCGAUGUCAACUGUGCCAAGCAACUCUCUGGUGGCUGGUGGUUCAGCAACUGCGGUCAAUCCAACCUGAAUGGCAAGUACCCUAGAAAACCCAACAUACGUCAAAGACGACAGCCAAGGAAGCAACUGAUAUUUUGGAAGACCAACCAUGCCCUGAGGACCACUGUAUUGAAAAUUGCCCCAGCUACAGUCAAGUCAUCGGUGGAUCAAGGUUAUUAUUAGACCUUCAGAAUAAAAAUAGUACACAAAAAAAAUGGUGUACAAUAUUGUACAAACAAUACUGAGCUUGUGAGGUUAAGAACUGGAUUUGCCAAAGUCAAUAAAAUGUUAGCAGAUUACCAUGAAUUUUGUUAUUCAUAAUAACAUUUGCCUUUUGUGUAGCAAUCUUGCAAGAACAUCCCUUUCACUUAGGAUCAAUGUCAUAUUUCACUGUCUCAGUGGACAUUAGUUCAGUCACAUUGCCUGAUGCAUUGUAGCACUUACACCCUUUGAAAGGGUCCAACUGUUUUUUAUUUGAUUUGUUAUCAUUUGUCUGUGGAAUAAAUGUGAGAUACGUCAUAGUCAUUUCUAUACUUUCAAUAGUAAUAUAUUGUACAUUUAUCCAUUUUCAAAAUGCUUUGAAUGUAACUACUUCAAACGAAAUAUCUUAUUAAAGAAAUGUAAAAGUGCUGGUUAUA